This is a messenger RNA of Pectinophora gossypiella (pink bollworm), 1185 nucleotides long. RefSeq names its product aldo-keto reductase AKR2E4-like. The record is from RefSeq and is a predicted model, not a curated record. The coding region runs from base 90 to 1112 and encodes 340 amino acids. Gene Ontology annotation, cellular component: cytosol. Gene Ontology annotation, molecular function: aldose reductase (NADPH) activity. NCBI's taxonomy places the organism in Eukaryota, Metazoa, Arthropoda, Insecta, Lepidoptera, Gelechiidae. The transcript is spliced from 8 exons.
CAUCAUAGUAGGUACUUACCUACCUAACAACUUUUGCGUUGCUAUCGGUACAUAUCGUCGAAACCCGCCAGUCGAGUUUAGUGUCCAAGAUGGGAACAACAUGGAUUGUGCUGUGGUGCGCUUGUUUGCUUGUUUGUGUUCAUGCUCUGGCACCGACGAUCAAAUUGAAUGAUGGACGAGAAACACCAUUAAUAGCUUUUGGAACUUGGUUAGGAAACAGUUCACAGGGUCGCGUAAAACCACAAUACAACGAAACAGAACAAGCGGUGCUGUGGGCCAUAGACGCUGGGUACCGUCACGUGGACACGGCUAUGAUCUAUAUGGUGGAAGAUCAGGUGGGGAGAGCUAUCAACGCGAAGAUUGACCAGGGAGUCAUAACACGCGAGGACAUCUUUGUUACUACUAAGCUGUGGAAUGACCAGCAUGCUCGCGAUGCCGUGGUCCCGGCGCUUCGAGCGUCUCUCGCGCGACUCAACUUGGACUACGUCGACCUCUACCUGAUUCACUGGCCUGUUGGACAAUUUGCAAACGGCACAUUCGACUCAACAGACUAUUUGGACACAUGGCGUGGCAUGGUGGAGGCGAAGCAGCUGGGGCUCACCAGGUCCAUCGGCGUCUCCAACUUCAACCAGCACAUGCUCGACAGGAUCCUGAACAGCGGCCUCGAGAGGCCUGCUGUCAAUCAAAUUGAGAUAAACCUGAACCUCCAACAGCCAAAACUCCUCGAAUACUGCAAGCAACAGAACAUCACAGUUAUGGCGUAUACUCCAUUCGGGUCCUUAUUCCCCACUAAAGCCACGCCCGACGCUCCACCGCCACGGGUCGAUGACCCCGUGCUGGUGGAGAUGGCGGGGAGAUAUAAUAAAACUGUCCCACAAGUGGCUUUACGGUAUUUGAUCGAGUUAGGAGUGAUACCGAUCCCGAAGUCAUUGACAAAGUCGCGAAUCGAACAGAAUUUUCAAGUAUUUGACUUCACUUUGAAAGAACAAGACAAGGAUGUUCUCAAAAAGUACGACACCGGAUAUAGAACUGUGUUACAACUGAAAUGGUUUGAUCAUCCUUAUUAUCCUUUCGAGAAAGAUCACACUAACGCGAAUACACCUCGUGUAUGAUAAAACAUUAUCUAAUUAUAAGUACUUAAGAAUUUAAUUACUAUGCACAAAUAAAGAAAUAUUUCAAAAAUAA